UCUCCCUUCCCACACCCGGCCUACCCCGCAUAACGCCCACCCAUACUGUGGCACUGGACACUCCGGGUAUGCGAGGCUAUUCCUCGAGUAGCCGCUAAGGGGAGCCGGACGCUGGACCGCCUCGCUGUUACCAUGACAACAGUGGGCGCGCUGUCUCGGGAGCUAAGUGCCGGCAAAAGCAGGUGUCUGAUUGCAGUGCGUUCGCGGUUGUUCCGGGAUUGCAUUGAGCCUCGGAGGCUCUCACAGAGUCUGCAUACUGAUACUCCACCUUUCCCUCGGACAGCUUCCUAAACCGGCGGGGACGCACUGAGUGAAAAUGGUCCAUCAUUCAGGCUCGAUUCAGUCCUUUAAACAGCAGAAAGGUAUGAAUAUGAGCAAGAGUGAGAUAGCAAAAGAAACUUCAUUAAAACCAUCUCGGAGAUCCUUGCCUUGCCUGGCCCAGAGCUAUGCUUACUCAAAGAGCCUGAGCCAGUCUACCUCACUCUUUCAGUCAAUUGAGAGUGAAUCUCAGGAUCCCACUUCUGUAACCUCAAUCUCCGCUGACAAAGCAGAGCAAGUUAACACUGAGGAAGAGAGAAAAGAUUCUGUGCUCAAAUGUUCUUUCACCGACCUCAGUGAUUUUUGCUUGGACCUAGGAAAAGAUAAGGAUUACACGGAUGAAUCAGAGCAUGCUAAUUAUGACCGAUCUCGCCUCAUUAAAGACUUUGUUCCUAAAAAUAAUUCUGAACCGAAGCCCAGAUUGCCUAAGAAUGACAUGAAUUACAUAGCAUCCAGUGGACUUCUAUUCAAAGAUGGCAAAAAGCGGAUUGAUUACAUCUUGGUUUAUAGAAAGUCAAAUAUACAAUAUGACAAAAGAAACACAUUUGAAAAGAACCUCAGAGCGGAAGGCUUAAUGUUAGAAAAGGAGCCAGCUGUUGCCAACCCGGAUAUCAUGUUUAUUAAAAUUCACAUUCCAUGGGACACACUGUGCAAGUAUGCAGAGAGACUGAAUAUUAGGAUGCCCUUCAGGAAAAAAUCCUAUUACACUGACCGGAGGAGCAAAUCAAUGGGCAGGGUGCAAAAAUAUUUUAGGAGAAUCAAAAAAUGGAUGUCCCAAAACCCAAUGGUUCUCGACAAGUCAGCUUUCCCAGACCUGGAGGAGUCAGACUGCUAUACUGGCCCCUUCAGUCGUGCACGGAUUCACCACUUCAUAAUUAACAAUAAGGACACCUUCUUCAGCAAUGCUACUCGAAGCAGAAUAGUGUAUCACAUGCUGCAGCACACCAAAUAUGAAAAUGGAAUAUCAAAAGUGGGUAUCUGUAAACUUAUAAACAAUGGCUCAUAUAUAGCAGCUUUUCCCCCCCAUGAGGGAGCCUAUAAGAGUAACCAACCCAUCAAAACCCAUGGACCUCAGAAUAACAGACAUCUGUUGUAUGAACGCUGGGCACGCUGGGGAAUGUGGUACAAGCAUCAGCCCCUGGAUUUAAUCAGGCUGUACUUUGGUGAGAAGAUUGGCUUAUACUUUGCUUGGCUGGGGUGGUAUACUGGAAUGCUGAUUCCUGCAGCCAUUGUUGGCUUGUGUGUGUUCUUCUAUGGAAUAUUAACAAUGAAUGCAAGUCAAGUAAGCCAAGAAAUUUGCAAGGCCACUGAAGUCUUCAUGUGCCCUCUCUGUGAUAAGAACUGCUCACUGCAGAGACUCAACGAAAGCUGUAUCUACGCCAAGGUGACAUAUCUGUUUGAUAAUGGAGGGACAGUCUUCUUUGCUAUUUUUAUGGCAAUAUGGGCCACAGUCUUCCUGGAGUUUUGGAAAAGGAGAAGAAGUACACUAACCUAUACUUGGGACCUUAUUGAAUGGGAAGAAGAGGAGGAAACCCUUCGUCCCCAGUUCGAGGCAAAGUAUUACAAGAUGGAGCGAGUGAAUCCUAUCAGUGGAAAACCUGAACCACAUCAGCCUUCCUCAGACAAAGUCACUCGUCUUCUUGUUUCUAUCUCAGGAAUAUUCUUCAUGAUUUCUCUGGUGAUCACUGCAGUGUUUGCAGUUGUGGUGUAUCGCCUGGUUGUCAUGGAACAGUUUGCAUCAUUCAAGUGGAAUUUCAUCAAACAACACUGGCAGUUUGCAACUUCCGCUGCUGCAGUCUGUAUCAAUUUUGUAAUCAUUAUGGCACUGAAUGUUGCUUAUGAAAAAAUUGCUUAUCUUCUCACUAAUUUAGAAUAUCCUCGAACAGAAUCUGAAUGGGAAAACAGCUUUGCUUUGAAGAUGUUCCUCUUCCAAUUUGUCAAUUUGAACAGUUCUAUCUUCUAUAUUGCUUUCUUUUUGGGGAGAUUUGUUGGCCAUCCGGGAAAGUACAAUAAACUUUUCAACCGGUGGAGACUGGAGGAGUGUCACCCUAGUGGCUGUUUGAUAGACCUUUGCCUCCAGAUGGGAGUUAUCAUGUUUUUGAAGCAAAUAUGGAACAAUUUCAUGGAACUGGGAUACCCGUUGAUCCAGAACUGGUGGUCACGACAUAAAAUCAAGCGGGGAAUUCAAGAUGCUUCCAUCCCUCAGUGGGAAAAUGAUUGGAAUCUGCAGCCCAUGAAUAUUCACGGACUGAUGGAUGAGUACUUAGAAAUGGUUUUGCAGUUUGGUUUUACCACCAUCUUUGUUGCCGCUUUUCCUCUGGCCCCCCUUUUGGCCUUGUUAAACAAUAUCAUCGAAAUCAGGCUGGAUGCAUACAAAUUUGUCACCCAGUGGCGGAGGCCUUUGCCAGCCCGAGCAACCGACAUAGGUAUCUGGUAUGGAAUUCUUGAAGGAAUUGGUAUAUUGGCUGUGAUCACUAAUGCUUUUGUAAUUGCUAUAACAUCUGAUUACAUCCCACGUUUUGUCUAUGAAUACAAAUAUGGCCCCUGUGCAACUCAUUUUGAAUAUAGUGAAAGUUGUUUAACAGGAUAUGUCAACAAUAGCCUAUCCUUCUUUGACCUGAGUGAACUUGGCAUAGGAAAAUCUGGGUAUUGCAGGUACCGAGACUACAGAGGUCCUCCUUGGAGUUCCAAACCCUAUGAAUUCACCCUACAAUACUGGCAUAUCCUCGCUGCUAGAUUGGCCUUCAUUAUUGUGUUUGAGCACCUUGUUUUUGGGAUCAAGUCUUUCAUCGCAUACCUGAUUCCGGAUGUACCAAAGAACCUAUAUGACCGAAUAAGACGGGAGAAGUACUUAGUCCAAGAAAUGAUGUACGAGGCUGAACUAGAACACUUGCAACAGCAGCGGAGAAAAAGUGGUCACCCUGUUCACCACGAAUGGCCUUAGUGGAUCUGUUGCCCAAUGGGGGCAAUACUGUUAGUGGACAUGAUGGCAAAUUACAAUUCUAGGUGGGAUCUAAGAGGAAGGCAUACCUGGCAAGCCACAUGUAUAAUAUGAUAUUUGAAAAUAUAUCACAGCCAUCUCUGGAUCUGAAAUAUCCAGUCUUCUAGGGAAGAAGAAAAAUGGCUCACGACCUUAAGAAAAAAAUGCUUAGAUUGACAUUGCAGGAAGCCAGGGUCUAAUUCUCAGAACCAGCCUCAGGGAGUUGUGUGUUUGGAAACCUCCACCUUCCAUCAACACAGUAUACUAGGGAGGGUGAUGAUGAGGUUUCUAAUGACAAAUGUCCAUGUAAAUGUACACAAGUCAGGCAUGACUUAAAAUAUCAUGUGGUCCUCAUGCGCACACUAAUCUGACUUUGGAACCUUAGGUUGAGCUGAGCUACUUACCAAGAAAUGACAAAUCAGUUAUUGUCUUUGCUGCCAGAACUCCGCGUCCCUUCAACUUACUGUUUUGUAGGAAUUUCCUUUGUUUCUUGCUGGGAUUUUUGGAUCUGUGUCACAGGAAAUUCAUGUUGUUUUUCACUGACUAUGCAGUUGAAGAGUUGCACAACUUCAGUAGUCAAACCAAAAAUCUAAGACUCCAAAAAGAACACCAUUCAUUAAAAUAAUACUCUAUUGCAUUGGCCGCAUUCAAAUCUGUUUUAUUAUUAGCAGAUUCACUUUCACUGCCUUUUUUUCUCCUUUACUAAAGGCCAAUGGAGUCAUAUUGUUAUAAAAUAUGGAUUUUCAUUCUCAUAUCGUUUAGAAGAUAAUGAAUCCGUAUUUACUGUGGAAGGCUGUUUUAUAGUAUACUUAAUUUCCACCUCCCUGAUUUAUUACAGUUCUCACAGAAUAACUUGAAAUGCUGUAAAUAUAUUGAUUUUCCUUGUACUUUUGCACCUUGCAAUAUGGAACACAAGUAAUUAAUACAAUUCAUGCAGCUCUGAGACCAGUUAUACAGUAUUCCAUUGUAGCUUGUUUAUUCAGGAAAACAGAAGCCAGAUGCUUUGCAACACGUAAGCUUUUCUAACAACGUGCACUCUUGCUCGUGAGCUGAUGAAAACAAUGCAUGAAUAUAAAUUUAUAUUAUUUGUAGAAUAACACAGUUUUUUGAAUUUUACUUUCUCUUCAUCACUGAAGGGAGUUUUCUGUUAUUUCUUUGGUAGAUUGAUUUGGUUUAUUUUUGAAAACUCAGUAGAAACAAAGUCAAAUUGAUUGUGAAAGAUACUGUUUUUCCUUGUUGUGGAGUUGCUGUUUCUCUGAACUCUGUGAGCAUGAAUGUUCACAGACUGAUGUUGGAGGAAGCAUUCAAAUAAAGAAAGUCUGGUGGAGGCAUAAACUACGGGGGCAGGAUGGGAAAAAAGAAAAGAGUUGAAUUAAGAAAAUAUAUAGUAGAAAUCAAGAUACUUUUUCUUGCAAAACAAAGCUAAUCUCAAUUUUCUUCUUCUGGGAAUGGGAUGAGGCAUGCAUAAUCGUGGUGGUUGUGGUUCAGUUGCUAAGUCAUGCCCAAUUUUUGAGACCUCAUGGACUGUAGCCUGCCAGGCUUCUCUGUCCAUGGGAUUCUCCAGGCAAAAAUAUUGAAGGGGUUUGCCAUUUCCUUCUCCAUGGGAUCUUCCCUACCCAGGGAUCGAACCCAAAUCUUGCACAUUGACAGGCAGGCUCUUUACCACUGAGCCACCAGAGAAGCCCGUAUGCAAUCAUGCAUUCAUAGACAUAUGUGAUUUUUUUGUGUGCUGUUUAAAGGUACAGUUAUUUCCAAAAUUUAUAAAGACCAGAUUAAACCCAAUGGAAAUAAAACUACUUUGUAUAUAUGCAAGGGUUUCUCUAGCAAGAAAAAUCAUAAAGUUUCUCUUCACUAUUUAAAAAAUGUUAACAAUGGAAGUGUUUUUUGUUUUGUUUUAUGUUAGUUUACCUUCUUUCUCUCCAGAGAUAAAUAAAUCACAGUGAUUGGUUGAUUUUUGUCAAAAAUACUUACUUCCCUACCUGCCCUCUGAUUCUGAGCAAGAGGAAGAACUUCAGACUCUAAAUGUCCCUCCCAUUCCCUUGUCUCAAGAGAAUGCCAUUCAGAUUCCAGAGAGGUUUUUUUUUCUGCCACCUGCCUAUUCACAGUAACUGGUUGUACUAACGGCACAAAGAAACUUUAAAUACUUCCAUUUUGUAGCAUCUACAUUUCCUUUUCUUUGUUGGUUAAAUGUAUACACAUGCCUGAGGAUAAAUACUUUCUAUGCUUAUUGAAGACAUAAAUGAACCUGACAUUUAUGUCCUUUUACAAUUAGGGAUGCAAGGCAAAGAUAUUUGCCUUAUAGUAAAGAAUAUGGAUAGCUGUGCCCUUGAGAAUUUGUCUCUUUCUGAGUUAUUUUUAUAUAACCAUAUAAAAUCGUAUUGAUGCCUAGCAGGAAUAAUAUGAAAAGAAAAAGGUAUUUUUAAUAAAAAUUAUAAUACAUUGAUUUAGGAAAUGCCUUCUCUGAUAUUUUUGAAAUCGAUGGAAAAAUAGAGAAACAAUGAAAAAAUUAUCUGAAAUUCUCCUUUUGUGAAUCAAUGCAGUAGAAUCUAGUUAUAUCUUCAUCAUUGUUGACUGCAAAAUAUUGACAGCCCCUCACAGUAUAUAAGUUUUAGACAACUGAGCUUUAGUUGACAAAAAUAUUUUAUAUCAUGGUUUUCAUAUGAAUACAAAUUAUUUCUCAAAGAUUUAUAUAACACACUAUUCUCAGGAAUUCUGUAUUACAUGAAUGCUGCUUAUAUAUUUUCUUAUUCUAAAUUGUUGUCUUUUCAAGCAGAUAACUAAUAUAUACAUAUAUGUGCAUGCUCUCAGCCUUGACAAGUUGCGCCAGGCUGUAGCAUUUUCAUUGUACAGUGUGUGGAAAAUCACUCUAGGUUAUAGCUGAAAUUGUUUGCAGUUGUCUGAGUCUGUGCACGCACUUUGAGAUAAAAUGUGCCUGAGUGACUGCAUGAGGAGAUACAACUUCUGAAUGCUGCAUAUUCUUCCAAAAUGACUCUUAGCACAAUCUGUUGUAGAAUGUGAUAAAAAGCAAUCUUUUUCACUCAAUAAAUUUUCAUGUGAGAUGGUAUUUUUUCUAUAAUAUGCAUGUUAAUUUAAUCCUAUUUGUUUUCUAAAUUUGA
Molecule: messenger RNA, 6414 nt
Organism: Capra hircus (goat)
Lineage: Eukaryota; Metazoa; Chordata; Mammalia; Artiodactyla; Bovidae
Gene: ANO3
Product: anoctamin 3
Exons: 27
Coding region: 317-3262 (981 amino acids)
Biological process (GO): chloride transmembrane transport
Cellular component (GO): plasma membrane
Molecular function (GO): protein dimerization activity; chloride channel activity
Source: RefSeq, a predicted model, not a curated record